AUGGACAAAGCGGCAUUACUUAACUCAGAUACUGUUGCUGUAACAUGGGGAAAGGUUGUUCUGGGUCCUGCCGUUCGUAUUCUUCCCACUCUCAUAUCUAUUAGUGCACUGGGUACUUGCAAUGGGUCUCUGUUUAUGAGUGGUCGCUAUUGUAUGGUUGGUGCUCGUUAUGGUUAUCUACCAGAAGUAUUUUCUUGCAUUCAAAAACAACGAUUGACACCGUUACCUGCAAUUGUUCUUGAGGUUGAAGCAGUAUAUACAUAA
Molecule: messenger RNA, 264 nt
Organism: Rotaria sp. Silwood2
Lineage: Eukaryota; Metazoa; Rotifera; Eurotatoria; Philodinida; Philodinidae
Source: the annotation of a GenBank genome assembly